AUGCGGUGGUAUUCGGAUGCUGUGAUGCGUUACAAUCCGGGGAGUUAUGUCAAUAUUGAUUAUGAUGUGAGUAGUCAGCAGUUUUGUUGUUUCUUUGUAUCAUUCAUUGCGUGUAUUUCUGGUUACAAUUCUUGUUGGCCUUUGCUAUUCCUAGAUGGAACAUUCCUUAAAGGAAAAUACAAAGGUCAGCUACUUGCGGCAACGGUGAAAGAUGGAAACAAUGAUCUAUUCCCUGUUGCAUUUGCGAUUGUUGAUUCAGAGACCAAGGUCAAUUGGUCGUGGUUCUUGCAUGAACUUGGGAAGGGUAUUGAUGAACAAUUUAAGAGACUGGAUGAAAGGAUUGAUAAUGGAUUUAGGGAUCACCUAGUUAGUAGUUUGGGUGACUAUGCUUACGAGCCAACUGUGGUAGGGUUCCAUGAAAAACUUGAGAAAUUAAAAGAGGAGGGUAAGCAACGAACACAUAAUUUUUUCAAGGACUUGGCACCUGAGCAUUGGACAAAUUCAUACUUCAGGGGCAUGAGUUAUGGGGAGAUGACAUCCAAUGCGGCGGAGCCAUUUAAUAAUUGGAUUAAAGAAGCACGCAAUCUUCUUAUCACUCAAAUGAUGGACACAAUUCGUACUCAGUUGAUGCGGCAAAUGUCUGCAUGA
Camellia sinensis is the source of this 648-nucleotide messenger RNA. The record is from RefSeq and is a predicted model, not a curated record. Lineage: Eukaryota; Viridiplantae; Streptophyta; Magnoliopsida; Ericales; Theaceae.